UAUUCAUGGUCUCCCUCUCAGCACUUCGAUGAAGAAAGCAACUCCCCUCCUCCACCCAGGAACAUGAAGGCUCUAUCGGGCGGGCGGCCCAGCCAGCUCCAGAUCACCUCGGCUCACACCUGCGGCCUGGCCGACUGCGAACACUCCCUGGACCACCAUGACUCCCGCACCCCCUCUUACCUCCUUAGCCCCACAGAGAGCUGUCCCAUGGAGCACCGCCGCUGCUCUCCCCAUAGCUCCAUCCACUCUGAGUGCAUGGCAAUGCCCGUCUCCGUCUCCAUGGCCAACACAGACCACUCCAUCUCCAGCAGCACCUUUCCCAGGAUGCAUUACAGUUCCCACCACGACGAUCGAGACGAGUGUGGCUCGUCGCACGGCGGCAGCGGUAAAAUGAACAGAAUCCCGGCCAACCUGCUGGACCAGUUUGAGAAGCAACUUCCGUUACAUCGCGACGGCUUCCACACACUGCAGUACCAGAAGACGCACACCACCACCACGGAGCAGCGCAACGAGAGCCCCGGGAGGAUCCGACACCUGGUCCACUCUGUCCAGAAGCUCUUCACCAAGUCCCACUCCCUGGAGGGCUCGUCCAAGAUGAACGGCACCAAGGGGGACUCGCACCGGGAAGGCUCCCACCACCACCAUCCCAACCACCAUGGACACCACAAACACAGCAAGCGCAGCAAGAGCAAAGAGCGUAAGUCAUCAGACAGCAGCGGGAAGCAGCGCUCCGGGGUGGCGGGCUGGUGGAGCUCGGACGAUAACCUGGACAGUGACAGUACGUACCGGACGCCCAGCGUCAUGUCCCGCCAACAGGUGGACCACAUCAGCCACUGCUACCCCGACUCUGUCCACAGCCACUACGGGGACCUGUCGCUCAAGACCUCCAAGAGCAACAACGAUGUGAAGUGUUCCGCGUGUGAGAGCGUGGCCAUGGCUCCUGAAGGGAAGUUCAUGAAGAGGAGCUCCUGGUCAACGCUGACCGUCAGCCAGGCCAAGGAGGCCUACAGGAAGUCUUCCCUAAACCUGGAGAAACCCAUGAUGCCCACAGACCUCAAGCCCAACCUCAGGCCCUGCCACUAUCUACAGGUACCUCAGGAUGAGUGGAGUGGUUACCCAGGGGGAGGUAAGGACGAUGAGAUCCCCUGCCGGAGGAUGAGGAGCAGCAGUUACGUCAAAGCCAUGGGUGAUGAGGAGAGUGGAGAGUCUGACUCCAGCCCCAAGACCUCCCCCGUGAAGACGGUCCGGCCAGACGCCCUGGUCAAGUCUGUCACGCAGAGACCACUCCUAGACUCCCAGAGUCAGAACUACCACUUGCAUGCCUCAAGAGAUAUGCACCCCCACCACCCCAGCAUGGCCCUGGAGCCCUCCACCAACUACAACUCCCAGCAGCCACCUCUCCCAGCAGCCCAGUUCCGCUCCAGGAACCAGAGCUACAUGCGGGCGGUCAGCACUCUCAGCCAGGCCAGCUGUGUUAGCCAGGUGAGUGAGACAGAUAUAAACGGUCAGUUUGAGUCAGUCUGUGAGUCGGUGUUCAGUGAGGUGGAAUCCCAGGCUGUGGAGGCUCUGGAUCUGCCCGGCUGUUUCCGGACACGGAGCCACAGCUACCUGAGGGCCAUCCAGGCUGGCUACUCCCAGGAUGAUGACUGCAUCCCCACCAUGACCUCCUCCACUGUCACCUCCACCAUCAGGUCCACCACAGCGGUCACGUACACGAACAACUACAAGAAGACGACCCCUCCGCCGGUCCCACCCCGCUCCACCUCAGGCUCCAAGCCCCUCAUCUCCGUCACUGCCCAGAGCAGUGCAGAGUCCACCCAGGACACGUACCAUGAGGGCAGGCACCCUCGAGGGUGGGGGGAUGGGCUGGGCCUGAGCCUGGGCAGGGCCCUGUAUAACUCCACAGACAGCCUGGACAGUGCCAAGGCCGUGACCAUAGCCAUGGAGGCAGCUGGGCUGAGGUCUGGGAAGAGGCACCCGUCCACAGACCGUCACAGUCACAGCUCAGUGAUGACCUGUGAUAAAGCCAUCCUGGUGUCCAAGGCUGAGGAGUACCUCAAAACACCACGCUCCUCCAUAGGGAUACAGGUGGAAGCAGCCACCGACUCGGAGUCAGAAAGUAAAGGGUCGAAGGAAUACCAUUCUGUGGGGAUCCAGGUGGAAGCUGACAGACGAGGGCAGGGCAGGUUGAAGCGCUCCAACAGUGUAACAGCCUCUGUGCAGGCUGACAUGGAGAUGGAGGGGUUUCCCACCAUGGAGGACAAGGGCCUACAGUUUGGAGGGGGCUUCCUAGGGGGGCACUCUGAGCCCAGCACGCCCACCCAGUAUGGGGUGCGCACCGUCCGCACCCAGGGCCUCUUCAGCUACCGGGAGGACUACCGGACCCCUACGGAGCCCCCUUGCCCCCAGCAGACCUCCAACGAGACCACCUGGCAGCUAGAGCCCCCCUCCCCCAGGGAGCCAGCAGAGUCGUCGGGCGAGUCGGGCCGGACGUCCCCCGCCUUGCGGAGGGAUGGAAGCUGGUUCAUGCAGCUGCUCCACGCAGAGACCAAGAGGAUGGAGGGGUGGUGUAAAGAGAUGGAGACAGAGGCGGAGGAGAACGACCUCUCUGAGGACAUCCUAGGUAAAAUCAGGAGUGCGGUGGGCAGUGCUCAGCUCCUUAUGUCUCAGAAAUUCCAGCAGUUUUACUGGUUGUGUCAGCAGAACCUGGACCCCAGUGCCAUGCCCCGCCCCACCUCUCAGGACCUGGCUGGAUUCUGGGACCUCCUGCAGCUGUCCAUCGAUGACGUAACCGCCAAGUUUGACGAGCUGCAGCAGAUAAAGAACAACGACUGGAGGCCCGUGGAGAAGAGCCCAGAGAAAAGGUUACCACCUGUCGCACCAAAGAAGUCCAUGAUCGGGAAGAGAGGAGUGACACGGGAGAAGUCUCUUGAUCUUCCAGACCGCCACCGCCUGGAAGCACGCAGGAGGCUGAUGCAGGCCAAGCGGGCGGCAUCCUUCCGUCAGAACUCGGUGUCAGAGAGAGCAGACAGCAUCGAGAUUUACAUCCCUGAGGCCCAGACUCGCCUUUGAGAGGACUGGGACAGGGGUCAAGGGUGAGGGGCGUCUCCCCCCUCAGACUACCCCUCAACUAGACUCUCCUUUAACUAGCCUUUUUUCUAGACUAUCUACUGUACACUUCCCUCCUUUAUCUGUCUCCUCAUGACUUCACUAUCAUCACCUUCGGAGUUCAUCUCCACUCCAGGCCUCACUGAGUAGGAUAUCACAAAACUCCUCUUCCAUCAACAGAUAUGUAUUAGUGGAUAUACACUGAGUAUACUAAACAUCAGGAACACCCCCCCUGCUGCUUUUCCCCUCAGAACAGCCUCAAUUCGUCAGGGCAUGGACUCUACAAGGUGUCGAAGUGUUCCACAGGGAUGCUGGCCCAUGUUGACUCCAAUGCUUCUCACAGUUGGCUGGAUGCCCUUUGGGUGGUGGACCAUUCUUGAUACACACAGGAAGCUGUUGAGCGUGAAAAACCCAGCAGCGUUGCAGUUGUUGACAUAAACCAGUGUGCCUGGCACUUACUACCAUACUCCAUUCAAAGGCACUUAAAUGUUUUGUCUUGCACUCACCCUCUGAAUGGCACGCAUACACAAUCAUGUCUCAAAAGCUUAAAAAUCCUUCUUUAACCUGUCUCCUCCCUUUCAUCUAAACUGAUUUGAAGUAGAUUUAACAAGUUACAUCAAUUAGGGCUCAUAGCUUUCACCUGGACUCACCUGGUCAGUCUAUGUCAUGGAAAGGGCAUGUUUUGUAUACUCAGUGUAUAUCUAAGAACUGGUUCAUCAUUGGUUCAUCUUCUCCUUGGUUUUCCCAUGAAAAAGUUUUUUGUUAGUGGAAUAGUGUUACAUGAUAGAAUAGCCAACCCCCAAAACUCUCAUUAAAUUAUUCUGGAAGGGUAUGUAUGUAUAUUUCAACAUUUGCAAAGUGCAAUUAAAAAAAUGUAGCUUUGAAACCUACCAGCAACCGGAGAGAAUACAAACCCAGUUACGAAUUGAUGACCCCAUGAUGAGUCCAACUCUUGGUGGAAACCCCUACAAUUAUCCUACUGUUGUUUUCACAAGAUAACAAUCACAAAAUGAUUCAAGUGAACCUAUUUGAAAGUUUGAAAUACCUCAACUGUACAUGCCGCACUGUAGCUUCUGACCAAGAGGCAGGUGGGUCAUCCCUUCUGAAUUGUUUGUUUUAUGCACUCACAGUAAGCUCUGGUUAUGUUAAAGUCGUCAAAGUUUAAAAAUGCAGCUUUCUACACAGUCAGCUAAAGGUCAAGGGUCAUGGUAAAAAAAAGUGAUUUAAAAAUGUCUAAAUCAUUCUCAUUACCUUUCUCCUUUCCACACUAUACUCUACAUUGUCCUAUACUAUUGACAUUUCACAUGCAAUGACAUUUACUUGAAGCAGACAACAUGUCAUACUUUUUUUUCAGAAAAAUAUUUUACAUAAUUUCAUUGCAGUGGAAAAAAUGCUAUGGAAGGUUUGCGUAGCUCUUUAAAUCAAAUAUGCGGAAAAUAAUGCACUUUUGCACUUAUCAUUCUCUGUAUUUCCAAGGGAAAUGUACAAACAAAGUUCACAACAGUAUUGUUGUAUUUGAAUUGUAAGAGAGGAAAUUAAUAUUCUUAACCACGUGGGUGAUUUUUUCACCUCAAUCUCUCCAUGCCUUCCUACAUAUCAUGUUGUAUCAAAGUAGUGCUGUCAUUUCUGCAAACAUCUAGCCCGUCUCCUACCCUUGCUGCCAACCCAGGAAUAACAGUGUCUGUUCAAACAACACAUAAGUUACAUUGUUUCAUUGAGUAGAACGCAGCUUGCACAAUCUUGGAGAACGUUUCUAUUGUUGAUUACCUACCAGACAAGUGCAGUGUGUGAAAAGUAUUUGUACCUUUUCUAGGAACCGCUACAAGGUAACACUGUGAAACAGUCCCAGAGGGAAGAGGUAUGAAGGAAGAAACCUCUCCAGGAUUUGAUUUAGUGACUAAUGCUUUUUGAUACCGGCUGAUAACAAAGACAUGAAAAAUGUGACGUUGUAGAGAUGGACUUGUUCUCUUGUGUGUGGGAUGGCACUGCAGGGAAUAUGAGUCAUUGGAACACUGGGGUUAUUUUCCCCUCACACAGCUCAGACAUGCACUCCAGAGGCCUACUGUGAUGUAGAAGUGGAGGGGACUGUAUAGUGCCUGGGUCACAGUAACACAGUGAAUGGUAGUGACCAGGGUUUGGAUCAGUUCCCGUAAGAGGCUAGAGGAGGCCUGAAAAGGCCUGGGACUAGAUUUGUUGGGGUGAGGGAUGAGGUGUGUUGAUUUGAGGGGCACUUCUCUUCUCUGCUGAAUCUGACUAAUACUGUGCACUGUAGUGGUGUAUAAACUCGAUUACCCCUCGUGAUGACCGGCUAUCACAUACUUGACAAACCUUGAAACUCCUCUGCUGUUGUAGGACAUGUUAAAAUGUGAUAUUACACUGAUAGCCACGAGGCUAGUCGGCAUCAGCAUUGCCAAUCCUAUUGUAGCUGAGUUAUCUAAUGUUAUCUAAGACUGCAGACAUCAGGACAGGCUGAUUCUGCUGCAGACUGGUGUCUAAUUUUACUAAUAGACUGGAAUUGAUUUUAUAGGUUAUAUUUUGGGGUAAUGAGCCAAGUCACUGGUGCUACUUUUUGCUCAAUCGAUCCAGUACUGGGUAAACAAUCAAUGCAACACUUACAGUAGCACUCUCAUCUAAUUGAUACGGCUCUAAACUAUCUAUUUUUGGGACUGAGAAAAUGAUGAUUGUUUAUUUUUGCUAGUAGGCUGCGUACGCCUGGCUUCUAUUGUAACUGGUGCAGGGAGAAAGAGACUUGUUUUGCUGCAGUCAGAGCACUGUACCUUUCAGCAGUCUGGAGUCACUUUGUGUCCUGUUUGUGUUGAAGGAACAGUCUUGUUGUGGCACUUUGUUGACAGCUUCAGGAACAGUGUGACUGGAAGGUCACCGUGCCUCUGAGUCCACUCGCCAAUCGCGGCGCAGAGACAUGACCCCACCGUCACCUUCUCAGUGGCCCAACAGUCACUAUGUGUCAUCUGUAUGUCAUCCUUACAUUGCUAGAAGAUACUGUUUUGAUAGCCUUGUCGUGGGGGUCAGUUCAAUUAUAGAUGUUUGUAAACGACAUAAACAAGGCACAUUUUAGAGGACAUUUUGAAAUGUUUUGCAGCAUAUUACAGUUGCUUGCAGGAUACAGAAAAUAGUUGCAUUUUCUUUUGAUCAUUUUAUCUUUACCUCAUAUUUUAUAAAAAUGAUUUAUGUCUUCCAUGGCUUCAUUUUGUAUCAUGACUAGUUAGGGUGGAUGAAACGAGUGUGAGUGUAGAAACAUUCCCUUCCCCGGGGAGUGAAAAUCUGGCUGCUGUCUGCAUACAUCUAUCUCAGUGAUGUCAUUUCGUUGGAGGGAGGGAACCAACCUAGCCAAAAUGACAGGGUAUAGUAGCUGUAGUGCACCGUUAUCUGUCGUGCAGGAAGCCAGGAUCUGUGUUGGCAGGCUAGCGAUGUUCCCCUGCUGUUCCUACAGUUUUACACAGACAGACGUGCAGCAGUGGCAGAGAAAGACUCACACUGACACAUGCUGACUUAGGACAGGCUGGGAUCUCUGCUUUGAGGUGUACUUGGUGUUGUUCCAUGCUGCAGUAGUUCUGUAGGUGGAUGGAGAUGGUAGCUGUGAUGGAGGUUGUGAUGGGGUUUUCUCAUAUACCCCAGUGUGCUGGUUACAGAAAGGGGGCUUAAUUAAGUGUCAUCCCUUUAAGGUCCUUGGAAAGAGCUACCAGACUGCCUCAAAGGCCCUUGAAAGCAAAAGUGCUGAUGGUUGUACUGUACUGCCUCUACUGUUGAGGAUAACAUGGUAAAUCACAGCAGUAUGUGGGUUACAUAGAUCUGGUUCGUCUCUAUAUCAGCCCUGGCAUCCCUGGAGGAUACACUCUGAUAUCCUCGCUGCUUCUUUUACUGUGUGUCAUUGAAAUGACAGAGGUGUGUGUGUGUGUGUGUAUUUUUAUGCAAAUUCGUCAGGGUUGGUGUGCUUGCGUGUGUGCAAGCAAGCAAGCAAGCAUGUGAGUUUGCUUCUAUGAGUGUGUGCCAAAUAUUUUAAAUUAUCUUCUCUUCCUCUUGUUUUCCUGAGUGAGACAGCUGUCCACUACGUUGGCUCAUAUUUCAGACGUAUUGUCUCCUCUACAGUACCAUUUCCAAUUGGAUUCCAUCCAGAUAACCCUAAAUGCUCAUAGCAGCAUUAUGAAUGGUGACAUGAUGGCCUAAGGAAUGGCAAGUAGCCCAGGUAGAGAGCCAGCAACUCUGAUUGAAAGUUCAGAUUCAAUCUAUACACUAUGGCUUUAGCAGCAUAUUCAUGCAUAGCUUAGCUUCUUUUUUUCAAUGCUUUUAUGUCUGUGUGAUGAAUAUUUGACAGGUCGAGGGGAAAUGAAAAAGUGGAAUACACAAUUUUACAUAGAGGAUCGGAGGAGUUUAUAGUGGAUGUUCAGUAUUGAAAAGCAGGAUGCUUUUUUUACUACCCUUCCAUUUAUGUGAGUAAUUCUGUACAUUUGAAUUACUCACUAUAAUGUUCCAUUUGAUACAUACCAGUGCCAUUUAUAGAAUAACAAAUUGUGCUAUAAAAAUGUAUCUAUCCUGCCACAGACAACCAUCAGUUCUCCACUGUUGGUAAAACUAGAUACUUUCAGGAUACUCUGCCCUUUCUGAGCCCACCAUUACAUAGCUGUCAUCAAAGGGUUGUAUUGCUGUUUAUCUGCCUGCUUUUGCUGUUCUUCGCUUGUAAGUACAACUCACAGUGCCAUUUGAGUCCUUUAGAUGGCGCUCAACUUAUUUUUUUUGUGUAAAAAAAAAACAAUGACAUGGCUAUUUCUAAUAUUUUUUCCACUUGAUUUGUUACCCAUGAUCUUUUCCAUGUCCACAUAUUGAUUCUGUAUGUCUGUAUGUCCUAAUGUGUCAACUCUUGCAGAAUACACAUGGACACCAGAGGGUGUUUGUGUGUCAUUUAAAACCAGGCAGUUAAUUCCAGGCUAUAAUGUCCAUGGGAUAUUGUGUCAGCUUUUGUGGUUAUAGGGAUUUUGUGCGGGGUGUAAAAGGCCAACUAAUUGGGCAUGAAUUGUCUGGAAAAUAAAGUCACUGGUAGAUGUAGUUUGUUUUACUUUUUAUUUUGUUUUAUCGUCUUCACAUAAAGCCGACAAACUGGUACCACAGAUAAACAUAGUAUUUAGUUUAGCUUCAUUCUAAUGAAGGCAGCAGAAAAAUAAUGCCAUAUUCGUUGAUUAGGCAAAUGUGGAACUGCCAACUUCUGUAGUUCACCACUCUUCUAUCACAUGCUGUGAUGUUUAUUGUUCAUUCGCAACAAUCACAUGUCCCUGUUUCUCCCAAAAAUUAUGGAUUGGGGUCUAGGACAGUUCCUCUUCAUCGAUGGCCACACUACAUGUUUGUUUGUCUAUCUGCUUUUAGUAAAUAUGAAAUCUUUUGACGGGACUUUUUCUUGAAAAUAUUGACAUUGUAGAGAACCAUCAAGAUAGACUUUUACACCACUUCCUUGGUCUCGGAAUGUGAAAUGACUCAAAGUACUAGACAAAUUAAAAAGGUAGUUGUUUAGCUAAAACUAUUUUCAUCUCUUGUAUAUCAUAUCUAUAGUGAGGAUGAAUAUAAUGCCAAAUAUUCAUUAUUUGUAAAUAAAUAUAUAUAAAUAUAUUAAUAUAUAAUAUAUGCCUCAUUGAAACUGCUUUUAUUAAUUUUCUGCUUUUAUUAAUGUUUUGUUAUCAAUUUGUUCCUUUGUUCUGGUUAUUUUUGAUAAGCUGUUAUGAUGGCAUGCAGAAUACUGAUACGGAAUGUAUAAUUUGUUUAUUCAUUGUUUUUUAGUUAAUACUGUUACAUUUAUAAAUUAAUUAUUCACCUGUUUAUCAAAGAUGCAUUUAUAUAUGUUUUAUAUAUUAUAGUGUUUACUGAUUUUCUCACUGUAUUUUUUUCUGUUAUUUUAAACACAUCACUGUAGUUCUGUAUUUUACACAUUUUUCAGAAUUAACUCUUUGAAGAUUUUGCCUCUUAAAAGUAGUUUAAUCAUUGCUGAU
Molecule: messenger RNA, 9101 nt
Organism: Oncorhynchus masou masou (cherry salmon)
Lineage: Eukaryota; Metazoa; Chordata; Actinopteri; Salmoniformes; Salmonidae
Product: disks large-associated protein 2-like
Exons: 11
Coding region: 64-3072 (1002 amino acids)
Biological process (GO): signaling
Cellular component (GO): postsynaptic specialization; glutamatergic synapse
Molecular function (GO): molecular adaptor activity
Source: RefSeq, a predicted model, not a curated record